Molecule: messenger RNA, 1513 nt
Organism: Clarias gariepinus (North African catfish)
Lineage: Eukaryota; Metazoa; Chordata; Actinopteri; Siluriformes; Clariidae
Product: Poly(U)-specific endoribonuclease-C-like
Exons: 7
Coding region: 71-940 (289 amino acids)
Molecular function (GO): RNA endonuclease activity
Source: RefSeq, a predicted model, not a curated record
UGGACAGGUCGACUAACUUCCUGAAUAAAGUCAGUGUGGUGGGGAAAAAAUAACGCACCCGUCGACAAUAAUGGCCAAACGUCCUGCUGUAGAUGAAGAACUUUCAGCCAUCCUGAAUGAGUUGUGGAAGUUAGAUGUGAACCGCAUGAAGCCUGGGAAAGACUACACCAUCAAUCUGCAGGGAAAGGCUGAUUACGUGGCUCAGGGCAGUAACAAUGCUAGAGACAAAGCCAGCGCUCAUCUGUUCACAUAUGUCAACGAGGAUAAACUCAACAGCAUCGCCACAUAUGCUAGUUUCAUAAAACUCCUGGACAACUAUGAGAUGUCCACAGGUGUGGCAGAGAAGGUGACUAGCGAGGAGUUGAAGGAGAACGAUGUCUUCCUCAAUGCCAUCCUACAGACCCAGGUCAUGAAGCAUGCACAUAAAUAUUUAGUCAGUAAAGGACAGGCCCCAUCUGACAUAGCUCAGUUUAAAAAGCAGCUCUUCGACAUCUGGUUCAAGCUCUAUAACAGAGACAAAAGUGGAGGUGCAGACUCGUGUGGAUUUGAACACGUGUUUGUGGGUGAGACCAAGUAUGGAAAAGAGAUCAUGGGCCUCCAUAACUGGGUUCAGUUUUACCUGCAGGAGAAGCUGAACUUUGUAGACUACAAGGGAUAUAAAGCCAGGGAUAAAGACAUGCCGGAUGCCAACGAUCACGUCGUUAACCUGCAGUUCAGCUGGAAAGGCCUGGUGAAGCCAAUGGGCAGCUCAUUUAUUGGCGCCAGCCCUGAAUUUGAAGUGGCGCUCUUCACCAUUGUGUUCCUGAAGAGUAACGAACGUGUCACUAACGCUGUGGUCAAAGUGGAUGAGUAUGUGUUGGAGGUUGUGGUUUGUCGACACGGACGUGCUAUCGGAACGUCCUACCCCAAACUACUGAGCAGCAACAACAGGGAUCUGUAGUUUUUCUACUGAUCAUGCUGUAAGGAUUUUAGUUUCUUUCUUACAGUAUGGCCUCAUAAUCGGCACCAAUAUAAUUAGCAAUAGGUCCUAUAUUCAGAAAUAACAUUGAGUCCUUACAUUACAGCUGGAAUUGUUUACACAAUAAACUGUUACUGACAUGUACUUUUUACAAGCUCAAGUGCCUUUACCGACAUUUCUUGCAUCUGAAGAACAAAAACUCUCAUUUGUAUGUGACACUGCAUAUUACACACAAAUCUUAAUGUCAACUGCAGUCCAGUGUUGCUACAGUUGGCUAAUUUGGUUUAAAGUUUUAUUAAUAUUAAACUUAAUUUAGAUUAUGACCUCUUGUGUUUAUUGCAGCUACUUUUUCUGUUUUGUUUUUUUUAAGACAGAGAAAUAUAUUAAGUUAAAGUCAUGAAUAUUAAUGAUCUAUUAGCAUGGUACUUGGUAUUUUGAGAAUGUCUUGAGGUCCAGAAGUAAUUGUCGCUGGAUCAACACAUUAUUUUAGUAGGAAGUUAAAUAUGUUUGUUUUCACAAUCCAUAUUUUAAAAUAAAUAAACUGAAUGUGCGUCA